AUGGAAGAUCCUAGUAAAUCAUUCAAAUCAGAAGAUAAUUUGGGUAAUCUGGCUUCAUGGAGUACAAUCACACAAACAACAUCACAAACAAUAACAAAACGUGAUCGAUGGAAAGGAAAAAUUGAUUUUCUCAUUGCAUGUAUGGGAUUUUCUAUUGGUUUGGGUAAUGUGUGGAGAUUUCCUUACUUGUGUUAUAAAAAUGGUGGAGGAGCCUUUCUUCUACCUUACUUCGUCAGUGUGAUCGUUGCGGGUGUACCAUUAUUUCUUCUUGAAGUUGCUUUGGGUCAGUUUAUGUCUAAAGGAGCUAUUGCAGCCUGGGAUAUUUGUCCACUUUUUAGAGGUAUUGGAUGUGCUAGCACUAUGAUAAACUUUUUGGUGAACAGUUAUUACACAGUGAUUCUGGGUUGGGCAUUUCAUUUUAUUUUCGCUUCAUUCAGUAAAGAACUUCCGUGGGCUAAAUGUGGACAUUCCUGGAAUACUAACUCAUGUAUUGAUGGUGUAGUGAGAACAAAUUUAAGCAAUUCAACAUCACUUCUCCGUCAACAUAUAUUGGGAGCUGAUCCUGCUUCAGAGUACUGGGAAAAUCGUGUCUUACGAAUAUCAAAUGGUAUUGAUAAUUUAGGAACAGUUCAAUGGGAUUUAGCAUUAUGCCUUUUAUUAGCAUGGACAAUAAUAUUUUUAGCAAUAUGUAGAGGAAUAAAAACAUCUGGAAAAAUUAUGUAUAUAACUGCAACUACACCAUAUAUAUUCAUGAUUAUAUUACUUAUAAGAACAGCUCAGUUAGAAGGAGCAUUAAAUGGUAUAACCUAUUAUUUAAAACCAGAUUGGGAUAAAUUAACAGAUAUGACAGUUUGGUCAGAUGCUGGAACUCAAAUCUUUUUCAGUUAUGCUAUUGGUUUAGGAGCUUUGUCUGCAUUGGGUAGUUAUAAUCGUUAUCAUCAUAAUUCAGUUAGAGAUUGUCUUUUAUUUGCUGGUGCAAAUACAUUUACAAGUUUAUUGGCUGGUUUUGUUAUAUUUGCAACACUUGGAAAUAUGUCUUAUAUAUCUAAUGUCCCAAUACAUUUAAUUGCAGAAUCAGGACCAGGUUUAGCAUUUAUUAUUUAUCCAAAAGCAUUAGGAACAUUGCCUGGUAGUCCUAUUUGGUCAUUUUGUUUUUUUAUUAUGAUUAUACUAUUGGGAAUUGAUAGUAUGUUUGGUGGAGUUGAAGGUUUUGUUGCUGCAAUCUCCGAUUACUUACCUCAAGUGAUAUUAAAUCCAUGGUAUCGAGUUAGUUUUGUUGCAGCCACAUGUAUUAUAUCUUAUGGUAUUGGAUUAUUUAUGGUAACUAAUGGCGGUAUGUACAUAUUUCAAUUAUUUGAUUAUUAUUCGGGUAGUCGUAUAAUUUUAUGUGUUACAUUUUUGGAAUGUAUCGUAAUUGGCUAUAUAUAUGGAUGGAGACGGUUUGCAAAUGAUAUGAAGUCAAUGUAUGGCUUUUCACUUAAAUGGUUUUGUUGUUUAUACUUAUGCAUUAUUACUCCAUUGUUUACAUUUGUUCUGUUUAUCUUCAGUGUAAUUGUGUACGAAGAACUCACAUAUAUGCGAGCUGUCAAACCUGAACCAUAUCACUUUCCGAAGUGGUCUGUGAUAUUAGGUUGGAUGAUGGCCAGUUCAAGUUUGUUCUUCAUUCCAGGUGUCAUGAUGGCAGAGGUUAUAAGAACACCGGGAACAUUUCUAGAAAGAAUAAAAUACCUGUGUACACCUCGUCUUACUCAGCAUCGUUGUUCUUUAACCAAUCCAACUUUAAUUGACCCCGAAAAUUCAGAAAUUCCAGAAAAUAAUCCCAAUGAUCAUUAUGAAGUGAAUUCGUGUACAACAGAAGAGCAAAACAUUGAAGAGGAUAAUUCAGGGAAAACAAAGAAAAAAUUCAAAGUUAGAAAUUUCUUUAGAUCGUGUAUUCGAUAG
Molecule: messenger RNA, 1941 nt
Organism: Schistosoma margrebowiei
Lineage: Eukaryota; Metazoa; Platyhelminthes; Trematoda; Strigeidida; Schistosomatidae
Source: the annotation of a GenBank genome assembly